Messenger RNA from Acanthoscelides obtectus, 204 nucleotides. The record is from the annotation of a GenBank genome assembly. NCBI's taxonomy places the organism in Eukaryota, Metazoa, Arthropoda, Insecta, Coleoptera, Chrysomelidae.
GGCUAUAUUCCUUGACCAUCGUUGGGCAGGCUAAGACUUGUGAAUUUCCGUCCUUUUGCUUGCGGAAAAUGCACUAUAUUUCGGUCUCUCCACUUUACAAACACCAGUCCAUCUUUGCUGACCCUCCAGUCAGAUUGUUCUCGGAUGGGCAAUUCUCUGUCCGAUACUAAGUCUUUUGAGAUAUCUUUUAGGUUAGUCCUGACA